AUGGACAAGCUCUUCUUCUGGGGCGUUCUUCUGGCCUCCUCUGCCCGCUUCCAGGCGGUGCCAGCGGAGCAAGGUGCUGCGCCCUCGUGCCCACCCCAGUGCCACUGCGAAGAGGAUGGCAUCAUGCUCUCGGUGGAUUGCUCCGAGCUGGGGCUUUCGGAGGUCCCUGCCAACCUGAGCCCUCUAACAGCUUACCUAGACCUGAGCAUGAACAACAUCAGCCGGCUGCAGCCUCGCACUCUCCAUCACCUGCGCUUCCUGGAGGAGCUACGCCUCUCUGGAAACCAGAUCUCCAGGAUCCCAGGGGAAGCCUUCUCUGGCCUCUACAGCCUGAAGAUUCUGAUGUUGCAGAACAAUCAGCUGAGUCGCAUCCCUGCAGAGGCACUGAGAGAUCUUCCAAACCUCCAAUCUCUACGCCUGGAUGCAAACCUUAUCUCUGUGGUGCCCGAGAAGAGCUUUGAGGGGCUGCUCUCCUUGCGUCACCUGUGGCUGGACGAUAAUGCCCUGACGGAGAUCCCUGUCCAAGCUCUGAACCACCUGCCAGCGCUGCAAGCCAUGACCUUGGCUCUCAACCAGAUCUGGCACAUUCCUGAUUAUGCCUUCCAGAACCUCAGCAGCCUCGUGGUGCUGCACCUGCACAACAACCGGAUCCAAAGCCUGGGCGCCAACGGCUUUGAUGGGCUGCACAACUUGGAAACCCUGGACCUAAACUACAAUGAGCUGCUGGAAUUCCCUGGGGCUAUCAGGACGCUGGGCCGACUGCAGGAGCUCGGUUUUCAUAACAACAACAUCAAAGCUAUCCCAGAGAACGCAUUUGUUGGGAAUCCCCUCCUCCAAACAAUACAUUUUUAUGACAAUCCCAUCCAGUUUGUUGGACAGUCUGCUUUCCAGUACUUGCCAAAGCUUCACACUCUGUCCCUCAAUGGUGCAACAGACAUCAGAGAAUUCCCAGACCUUAAAGGCACCACCAGCCUAGAAGUUUUGACCUUGACCCGAGCAGGCAUCCAUUUACUCCCCGGAGGGAUGUGCCAGCAGCUGCCCAGCCUCCGAGUCCUAGAACUGUCACACAACCAAAUCGAAGAUCUGCCCAGUUUCCACCGGUGUCAGCGGCUGGAGGAGCUAGGUCUCCAGCACAACAGGAUCCACGAAAUCAGAGCAGACACCUUUGUGCAGCUGAUGGCCUUGCGCUCCAUAGACCUGAGCUGGAAUUACAUCCAGUUUAUUCACCCCGAAGCCUUUGUGACCCUGCACUCCCUCACCAAACUGGACUUGAGUGAUAACCGGCUGGUCACACUGCCUCUGGAUGGUUUGGGUGGACUGACCCAUCUGAAGCUCCAAGGCAACCCGGCUCUCUCCGAGCCCUUCACCAAGGAGAGCUUCCCCAAAAUGAGAGUCCUUGAGGUACCUUAUGCCUACCAGUGCUGCGCCUAUGGAAGCUGCAGCAGCUUCUUCAAGAUGUCCAACCAAUGGGAGGCAGAAGACAUGAGCCCUGAGGAGGAGGAUCCCCACAAGAGGACAAUGGAAUUGUUUCCAGGUCAUGCUGAUAAUCACUAUGACCUAGAUGCAGAUGACCUCCAGCUGGACCUUGAGGAAUCAAAGCUGCACCCCACUAUUCAGUGCACGCCAAGCCCCGGUCCCUUCAAGCCUUGUGAUCACUUGUUUGAGAGCUGGAUCAUCCGCCUGGGAGUCUGGGUCAUCGUUCUGGUCUCAGUGCUCUGCAACGGGCUGGUCAUCCUGGCUGUCUUUGCCUCUCCCAGCUACCUCUCUCCAGUUAAGUUCAUCGUCGGCUCCAUAGCUGGAGCCAACAUGCUGACCGGCAUUUACUGCAGCAUGCUGGCUCUCGUCGACGCCCUGACCUACAGCCAGUUUGCCAAAUACGGCGCUAGAUGGGAGACCGGCGCAGGCUGCAGGGUGACGGGGUUCCUGUCGGUGUUUGCCUCCGAGGCUGCCAUCUUUCUGCUCACGUUGGCUGCUGUGCAGUGCAGCAUUUCAGUCUCCUGUGUGCGGGCCUAUGGAAAGUCACCCUCCUUAGGCAAGGUCAAGGCUGCUGCCUUUUGCUGCCUGUUGCUGUCCUCUGUGGCUGCCGUUCUGCCUCUCUUCUCCAUUGGGGAAUAUGGAGCAUCCCCCCUCUGCCUCCCAUACCCCAUCCCAGAUGGGAAACCCACCACCCUGGGCUUCACUGUGGCCUUGGUGAUGACAAAUAUGCUCUGCUUCUUGACUAUCACGGGCACCUACAUCCGACUCUACUGCAACCUGCUGAAGGGGGAGUUCAGUGCUGUCUGGGACUGUGCCAUGGUCAAGCAUGUGGCCUGGCUGAUCUUCACCAACUGCCUCCUCUACUGCCCAGUGGCCUUCCUCACCUUCUCCUCCACACUCAACCUCUUCCUCAUCACACCAGAGGUCAUCAAAUCCGUCCUCCUUGUGGUCCUGCCCCUGCCUGCCUGCCUGAACCCCUUGCUCUACCUGCUCUUCAACCCCCACUUCAGAGAUGACCUCCGCCUCCUGAGGCAGAAGGGCCAGGACAAGGGGAGCUACCCCCAGUCCUGCAGGGUUGAUGACAUUGAGAAAAGCUCCUAUGACUCCACCCAGGCUCUGGUGAGCUUCUCCGACAUUGACCACAUAUUCGAGACACCUGAUUCCCUGGGAGUGCACCCCAUCCUCGACAGCUACAGCUUCCCCUCCAUGACGCUUGUCCCCUGCAAUAAAAGGGUGGGCACUAGGGGGAAGGAGAGGGGCUUCUCUGAGCAUUGUCCCUGCCUCAAUGACAAUGAGGUGCUGAUCACUUCAGAGAGUCAAGAUCCAGCCAGCAGCAGCCUCCGGAUAGCCUUCUUCCCCUCCCCACCCACACCAGCCUACACGUCUCACUUAUAAACCUCCUCUGAGUAGCCGUGCCGAACAGCCUCACACCAUACACUGAGGGCCAGCCCCAGUGCCGGGUGGCCAGCAAGGUGACAGCAGGCUGCUCCAUGUAAAGCACCAGUACAACCCAUCUACCCUCACCCCCCCAUCAUAUCUGCCUGGGCAACUGGCACCGCUCCGCCAGCUGCCACUCGCCUGGAAGGGCUCUGACUGAGCUCCAGAUACUCAGGGCUGGCCAUGGGAGGAGAUAAACCCCCUGCGCGAGUGUUUCCCCUGCUAGGGACUGCCUGGGAGAGAGCCCUACCAGCUCAGGAGGUGGGUCAGGGAAACCCUCCUCCUCGUCAUCCUACAGCAUCGCAAGCUGGGAGGAGCCUGCAGCAAAGCCAAGGAUGUCUUCUCAAGGCAGAGACAUCUUAGCAAGCAAAAGCCAUUGCUCUGUGGCAGAAACACAUGGAAAUGGCUGACUGCAAUGACGUGGCCACCCACAGGGAUCUCAGGCCUUGUCCUCCAGGGUCCUCUACAGGUCCCACAGACCCCUGGAAAUGGGCUUGUGUCCACCCCACACCAUCAACUAGAAGAGCAGAGGAAGUGGGUUAAAAGCAGUGUAUCCAUGUGUGCACUGGAGGUUUGGCCCGCCUCUGUUUUGGGAGGCUCCAUUUUAUCCACUGGGAUCCUCCUGGGUUGGGCAGGACUCCCACCUUCAGAUAACAGCAGGAGCUGGGGAUGCUCAGCCCCUCUUUCAAUCUGGCUCACAGUGUCUAAGGGGUCUCUGAACCCUGAGGCAGCCAAAUCCAAACACCUCCCUGGAGAAAUGUACGUGCUUUCCCUGAGGUCACUCGGCAGCACCUGGCCAGGGCACCCAAGGGAAUACUGGGCUCCCUCCACCUUCAUUGCUUCCUCCACCUUCGCACGCUGCAGCACACCCAAGGCACUCCUGCCCACAGCCACCUGGCCUCUGGUCCGGUGCACUGGAAAUGGGGUCUGGCUCCCUCACUGCCCCCAAACCUCACUCCUGGAAGAGGCUGUUGGUUCCUGGGUACGUGUCCUCCAUGCAGAAUAGCCAUCUGGGGGGCUGCAUUUGCCCUCCCCUAUUUUAAGGGCAGCUUGUGUAGAAGGAGGGAACAGAAAUAAGCCUUGUGGGAUGAUGGCAUCAGGAGGACACAGGCCACUAGGAACAGUCUCAAAUUCACUCCCUGCAGCUCAGGGAUCUCCCAAAUCCAUCCUCUCCAUCACAAACCCUCCCACUGCCGCCCAACGCAGCAGGGAGCCCACAGUCAGAGCUCAGGUCCUGGGCAAAGCUUUGGUUCUGCUGACA
Messenger RNA from Phalacrocorax carbo (great cormorant), 4174 nucleotides. NCBI's taxonomy places the organism in Eukaryota, Metazoa, Chordata, Aves, Suliformes, Phalacrocoracidae. The record is from RefSeq and is a predicted model, not a curated record.